CUCCUGAUGCUCAUGGACAGCCCCCUGAAUAGGGCUGGUCUCCUGCAGGUUUAUAUCCAUACCCAGAAGAAUGUUCUAAUUGAAGUCAAUCCCCAAACCAGAAUCCCAAGAACUUUUGAUCGAUUCUGUGGUCUUAUGGUUCAGCUGCUGCAUAAGCUCAGUGUUCGAGCGGCUGAUGGGCCUCAGAAGUUGUUGAAGGUGAUUAAAAACCCAGUCAGUGAUCAUCUCCCUGUGGGCUGUAUGAAGAUAGGUACCUCUUUUGCAGUUCCAAAGGUGUCAGAUCUGCGUCAACUGGUUCCUGCAGCGGAGCCAGUUGCCAUUGUUGUGGGAGCUUUUGCCCACGGUUCGGUCAGUGUUGACUAUACAGAAAAGAUGGUCUCCAUCAGCAACUACCCCCUCUCUGCUGCCCUGACAUGUGCUAAAAUUACUACUGCCUUUGAGGAAGUUUGGGGAGUAGUAUGAGCUGCUGCUGCUACUGUCAUGGUGGACUCCUAGACAGUGACUCCACAUCUGGAGAGGCUCUUUUGCUGAGGUGUGGACCUGGUGCAACUUUGAAAUUUCCUUCCAGGAGCCCAUCCUUCAUCCUUAUAACUUCUGGAGCAAAGAGACUUUAAAAGGACUGCCCCACCAACCUUUUUUUCCUCCUAUUAAAGGUUGCUUU
This is a messenger RNA of Balearica regulorum gibbericeps (East African grey crowned-crane), 661 nucleotides long. NCBI's taxonomy places the organism in Eukaryota, Metazoa, Chordata, Aves, Gruiformes, Gruidae. The record is from RefSeq and is a predicted model, not a curated record.